AUGGUCAAUGCAACAAAAGGCGUCUUCAUUUCCUGUGACAUACCUAUGGCUCAAUAUAUCAUAAAUAUGAAUGCUUCAAUGCCUGCAUGUGACAAGUUUAUAAUACAUGUCUUGGAUAGUACUCACAUGUUUGUUCAACCCCAUGUGGAGCUAAUGAUUAGGAGUCAAAUUGCAAAGUUUAGAGAGGACAAUACAUAUGUCAAGCCUUCUUGA
Lathyrus sativus (Indian pea) is the source of this 213-nucleotide messenger RNA. NCBI's taxonomy places the organism in Eukaryota, Viridiplantae, Streptophyta, Magnoliopsida, Fabales, Fabaceae. The record is from the annotation of a GenBank genome assembly.